AGCGAAAAAUGUCCGACUUAGCCCCUUCCUUCUGGGACACAGAUGGUGUAACCCAUGAGCCAGAGUACCUCCAGAUGUCUAGUGCAUUUGAUGAGAAUAUGUUUAGGAGAGAAGAUGAUCUUCUUAAUGUAUUCAGGUCUACUAGUCAUAAUGAGUCCUUAUAUGCAGAUCAUAAAGUUGCGGAGGAAGAGCCAACCUCUUGUUUAGCUUAUUCGCAUACCCAUAUGCCUCUAUUUGAUUACUGUAAUAAAGAAGAAGGAGAUUUAAAAAGUAGCAUGAAUUUAUUCAAAAUAGAGAGUAAUCAUGAAGGUAUACUCUCUAGUGAAACUUCAGUUCCAGUAAAACCUCUCCAAAGCAAGGAUGUCUUUAAAAUAACUCCUCAAGUAUCCAUCACUGAAAAGACCCUUCAAAAUUCAGGUAAUGAUAAUUCUCCCCCUGAUAACACUUUUGCUGAUUCUUCAAAGAUGGGAGAUGACUCUGAAGAAAUCAAGCUUCACAAUAACAAAGGAGAGAAACUUUUCUCUAAAAGGAAAGAUGUGAUUAUAAAGGCAUUACUUCGAAAGUGAAAGAAAUUCUUCUUAAAAGAUUUUAACUCUAAGAUCAGCUACCUAAGAAGAGCAAAACGGAAAUUUGGCUCUUCUGCUUACAGGACUAGCUUAGAGUCCUAUAUUAUUAGAUUCUUGGACAUUCCUAUGUCAGAGGACAUCCUAGUGUUUCUUGGUGUAUUCCUCUACCCUAAAGACUUGGAUGAUAACCUAGAUUUGUUCAUCAGUUCGAUUUACUCUCCUCUUGACGUAAAAUCCCUCGCUUCUGAAGUUCAUGAAGUGCUAUAUAAAUACUCGCAUAAGAAGUUUGAAAGAUUUUCUCAAAACAAGGAAUUUAAAUUUCUCUUCAAACAUUUUGAGAAAUCUUUCCUACAGGAAUUACAGAAAGAAGAGCUCUCUCAAGAGAUGAUCAGGGGCUUGGAGAUAAUCCGAGGCCAACUUUAAAUCUCUGCA
This is a messenger RNA of Moneuplotes crassus, 998 nucleotides long. The record is from the annotation of a GenBank genome assembly. Lineage: Eukaryota; Ciliophora; Spirotrichea; Euplotida; Euplotidae.